AUGAGCAUCCAUAGAUGUAAUGUAGAGUCAGUUCAAGUCAUUAAAAAAAUAGGAUAUCAGCCAGUGUCAAUGAAUAGCAUGCCUGUUUUACAUAGACCUGUGAUGCAAAAAUGCAUACUUCCUACUUUACCUAAUGCAAUGGCUUUGUCAGGUUGUGCAGCGUUUUAUUUACCAGGAGUGGCGCCUCACGAUUAUGAAAAGUCCGAGCUUGUUCCUUUAAGUGUAAAUACACUAACACCCUCUUACCAUCAGCAGCAGCAGCAGCAACAACAACAACAACAAAAGAUAGAAUCUGUUAUUUCAUUUGAUUACUAUUACGAGCAGUUUCACUUUUGCCAACCCCCUCAUCCUUCCCAACAGCCAGAAAACCUAGGUUCUAUCCUGCUAGGCGAUCGCAUCUUCAACUCACCUUUUGAACUCAAAAUGCAAAUCGAUGAACAAUGUAAAGUAUUGUGUACAACCCCAGUCAUUCCAAAAGAGGAUGCUAUCUUUAUCAACGAACGCAUCAAAGAAGGGUAUCACCUGAAUUGGGUGGUGGAUGGAUUACCAGCCGCGAACGAAGCCAUGGAUAGUCAAACUGGUGAACCCUAUUACAAAAUCGGUUUUCCGUUGGGCUCAAUCACAGAGGAUAAGCCUUUUCUGAACAAUCACUAUCACAUCAAAAUUUAUUAUCAUAGGACCCAGAAAAAAGGCUUAGCGAGGGUAGUAGGUUUUGUAGUGAAUCCUUCGAGUAUCGCUGAUAACGAUAUCAAUGGAAAUGCUUGUCGACAACAUUAUCAGCAACCACAAUCCCCCUUUUAUUUGAGGGAAGAUGGAGAAACGACGAUCCGUUAUACUUAUACAGUGGAAUGGGUUCCUUCGGAUACAGUGUGGGCUACACGCUGGGAUGGUUGUCUACAUGUUUCGGAUCCUUCCAUUCAUUGGUUUUCACUUAUCAACUCGACAGUGGUGGUGCUCUUUUUGACCGGCUUGAUGGCUGCCAUUCUACGAAGGGCGCUUCAUAAGGAUAUUUCUCGGUACAAUAGAGCAGCUUCUUAUUUUCAUUCAGACGACGACAACAAUAACACAUCCCUUUUGGCGGACGAAGCACACACGAUGGAAAUGGCGCAAGAAGAUUACGGCUGGAAAUUAGUCCACGGAGAUAUCUUUCGCUGUCCUUCACAGCGCCCUAUGCUUUUAUCCGUAUUGGUAGGAAAUGGGGUACAGCUGAUGGUCAUGACCGCUGUUACCUUGGUCUUUGCCGUGUUGGGUUUUUUGAGUCCUUCCAAUCGCGGCUCGUUGGCAACCAUGAUGCUGUUAUUCUUUAUGGUUUUUAGCUGCUUGGCAGGCUUCACUUCAGCAAGAAUCUACAAGAUGAAUGGAGGAGAAGCAUGGAAAACAAAUAUGAUAAUGACAGCCACCUUAUUACCCGGUGUCUUGGUAAGUGGAUUGGUCGGACUCAAUUUCAUAUUGAUUUAUUCCAAUGCCUCUGGCGCCAUUCCUUUCGGGACAAUGCUCACGGUCGCAUGUCUUUACCUACUUAUCUCCUUUCCGCUUUCUAUCUUUGGCUCCUACGUCGGAUUUGUUCGCUUACCCGCUAUUGAACACCCUGUCCGUACAAACCAGAUCCCUCGUCAGAUUCCUGAGGAACAGCAACCACUGUUUCUGAGAAAAUGGCCCAGUAUUUUUAUGGGAGGCCUCUUACCGUUCGGCGCUAUCUUUAUUGAGCUGUACUUUAUCAUGAACUCCAUCUGGUUUCAUCGCAUUUAUUACGGCAUUGGCUUUCUCUUCUUGGUGUUUGCUUUAUUGAUCUUGACCUGUGCACACAUCAGCGCCCUGAUGUGUUACUUCCAUAUCUGCCAAGAGGAUUAUCGAUGGUCAUGGCGAGCAUUUCUUACAGCAGGGGCAACGGGUUUUUAUGUCUAUGCUUAUUCCUUCUUGUAUUACUUUACCAAACUCAAUAUCACUACUAUUACGAGCACUAUACUCUAUUUCGGAUAUUCAUCUAUGAUUAGUUUGGUUAUCUUUGUCAUGACAGGAUCCGUCGGCUAUCUUACAUGUUUAUUGUUUCUCAGAAAAAUAUUUGGUAGUGUCAAAGUAGACUAA
Molecule: messenger RNA, 2085 nt
Organism: Mycotypha africana
Lineage: Eukaryota; Fungi; Mucoromycota; Mucoromycetes; Mucorales; Mycotyphaceae
Product: Endomembrane protein 70-domain-containing protein
Exons: 4
Coding region: 1-2085 (694 amino acids)
Biological process (GO): vacuolar transport; protein localization to membrane
Cellular component (GO): membrane
Source: RefSeq, a predicted model, not a curated record